AUGACACAGCUGGCCGCCGCAGAUUACAGUAACCUGAAGGUCGCAGACUUGCGCAACCUCCUGGCAGAGAAGGGCCUCCCUACAACUGGAAAGAAGACUGAACUUAUCGAGCGGCUCCAGUCCGCUACCCAAUCCGUCUCGUCUGUUGAUGCGGCGUUGGUGGCCGCUGUCUCCCCAGACACUAGCAGCAACGCGCACGCAGGAACUUCAGCUGAGGAUGAUUCAGCAGGAGCUGCUGGUGCCCCGCUGUCUGCCGCAUUGGGCAGACAUCCUGUAGUCAAGCCAGCAAAUGGCUUGUCUCCUGAUGCCGUUGCUCCCGCCUCUGGAGCGACUUCUGCCGUGUCCUCUAUCACGCCUGCCAUGAGUGAGGAAGAGAAGCUCGCAGCAAGAAAGGCCAAAUUCGGCAUCAAAACAGAUAAAGAUAAACUUCAGGAGAGGGCCAAGCGGUUCGGUUUGUUUGACCCUGCAGUAGAAGAAGAAAAGAAGAAGCAACGCGCUCAACGCUUCGGCCUUUCUCCAUCCAGCGCUGCUGCGAGCACCCAGGUAAGAACGAUCAGCACGGAAGAGGCAGAGAAGAGAAAGAAAAGGGCCGAACGGUUUGGGAUUGUUGAUGAGGAGGAGCGCAAGAGGAAGCGGGCUGAGCGGUUUGGCAUCGAGAGCGAGGAGGAAAAGCUGCAGAAGCGGCUCCAGAGAUUUGCAGGCAGUGCCACUGCGUAG
Cyclospora cayetanensis is the source of this 717-nucleotide messenger RNA. RefSeq names its product SAP domain-containing ribonucleoprotein. Lineage: Eukaryota; Apicomplexa; Conoidasida; Eucoccidiorida; Eimeriidae. Bases 1 to 717 code for a protein of 238 amino acids. The record is from RefSeq and is a predicted model, not a curated record. The transcript is spliced from 7 exons. Gene Ontology annotation, cellular component: nucleus. Gene Ontology annotation, biological process: poly(A)+ mRNA export from nucleus.